AUGACAGAUCUAACAUGGAUUAUUUGCACAUUGCUGGCAUUGAACUUCGUUCGGGCUAGCCACUUUGGAAGGUUUUCCCCUGAACAAACGGGCCAGAAUCUAGGGCGCAUAAUUGUUUAUGCUUUCAUUUCUAUCUGUUUGCACGCGUUGCUUCCAUGGAUACAACUUGACACUCAAGGUUCGACUUACUGGUAUAUUUGCCGCCUGAGUUUUGCUACGCUGAUAAUUUUAAAUGGCGGUCUUUAUUAUAUUCAUCGACUCCCCUUUACGGGUCGAUUCAUCCUUGGACUGAGUUGGACUCCAAAUCAAGGCAUUGGGACUCCCGGGUUCGUGGACCCCCAGAAUAAGGUGGAUACCGAAGCCAAUAUAGCGCUAAGGGCAGCCCGCAGAAACAUACCCAUAGCCCUCGAACUACAGGAAAAAGAACUUUUUGACACUGUUCGACUUGAGGAGGAGUGUAGGAGAGUUAAUCCUUUAUAUAGUCCUCAAGAUGUUCAGCGUUCUGGAUACCACGCUUAUGAUUUCCUUGAGUAUGUCAAAUACCGCAGGCCCCGGCCACGGCUGGGUGCCGAACCUCGAAUUGCUCUCACCGAUCCUUCUGAGAUUAGGGAGGUGCUUUGGUGGGCUGAAGGGAACAGGCUCCAAUGUCACAAUUCCUUUGCCACUGCUCCAGGCUCAAACGGGAGCCUCCCGGCAUUCGAAAAUGAGUCUGUGAUUUUCACAAAUUGCGUGUCGGUCGAGCGUCCCGAACAAGUUGCACCUGCAAUCAACCUAAUUAAGCAGACAUUGAGAAACCUUCCAUACUACACCACGAGGGAGCCCUCGCGCAACCAGUUCAAGUAUGCCGUGGGAAUAGACGUGGAGUUUUUGGAAUUUCCAACAGAGUUCUAUAGACAGAUGGUGAUGAGCGUGAGGGGCCUUGGAGAUCGGUCAUUUCGCCAACCAAAUGGCUAUGAUAUUGGGCCGGAUGGAAAUAUUAUCCUGGAUGGCACGGCGCGAGUGGAAACUGAAGGCUACUACCCCCUGGUGGAGGAUCAGUAUUUGGCUUCAUGUAUGAGUAUUGCUGUUGACAAAGUUCUCGUGGUUAAUUUUCAUAUUUUGCACAUGAUCCGGAACAUCGAGACUGCUGAUCAGUUGCAGCAGUUUGCAGCCAUCUUUGAACAAAUCAUCUUUGAUACAACCAUCAUCAAGGUCUGGUUUAAUCCUCAACAAGAUAUUAUUGUUCUGGAUGCCACUCUCGACGAAAUCUACCGAGGAACCCUUAGAAGACAAUUUAAUGACAUCACGGGACCAGUUCCAAGGACUCCAUUGUUCCGCCCCACUUGGAAACUCAGGCUCCGGGGUGACGGCCAGCGCGCGCUGUUUGGUGCGCCCCGUCCCGCACAAUUCAACUUUGGCCCAGAUCCGAUAUGGGGAACAAGAUGCCCCUAUGGAUUCCAUAACAAUGCCGUCAAUCAAUAUGGGCACCCCUGCCCGUGCCGGUCUAAUAAUCUCGACCUGGCAGUAAUUGUCGAGUUUAUUAUGCGUGACGUUGGUUUAGAGCCCGCCGAUGACGAUGGAAUCCAAUUUGACAGACGGGCCUGGACAGAAACCCGGGAGAGAUGCAGCUACAAUGAUUUCGAGCAAUCCCUACUACACGGUGACCGGUCUUCGGGACUUCUAAGUAUGCUCAAGAGCAGCAUUCCAGUACAACUGGCGCUACCGGCACCGAGGUACUGUGCUAACGAUUGUGUGGAGGAAUGCCUACAAUGGGAGGAACCUGGGCCAGCGUGCUGCCGCGCUUGCACGAACUACCAGCUAUGGCAAGCAGUAUCACGAGAGACGAAAGCUCGAAUGUUUCGGACUUUUGCGAAUCCAAGCUUCCAGACAGACCCUGUCCUGCUGGGAUACGUGGCCGGUGAUGUGCUUGGUAUAUCUAUGGUGCUGCGCUUCUUGAUGUCCACAGAAAAUCCACGACUGCUUCUCGAAAGAUUAAGGCUCUGGAGCAACAAACCAAUGAUGGGCGCACACAAUGUCAAUUUCCUCCGAGAGCCAAGCAGCCCAGAGAUCCCCCUAUACAUCGACUGCAAAUGGCACGCCACAUCCAGAUUAAUCAACUCUGUGCGUCUGUAUGUCGACAAUCCGUCCUUUAGACGAUGUGACAUGGUCUCUUGGAUAGACGACAAAGUGCUGCGAAAUUCUGUUUACCGCAACCGUAGAAAGGUGGAGUUUAUGCAACCGGGGAGAAUGCUCUACUACUUUCUAGAGGAGUUCUGGCGGAGGCAUCCAAAGACCUUUGGUGAAUAUGUUGUCACGAAAAUUGUGGCGACGCCCUUUAGACGUCGACGUAGACCUGCGGAAGAUGACCAAGAUGAUGACAUAGGUAAUGACGGAGAUGACGGGGACGGUGAUGGAGACGGUGAUGGGGACGGUGAUGGGGACGGUGGUGGGGACGGUGGUGGGGAUGGUGGUGGUGGUGAACGGGCAGAAGAGGAAGUUGCAGAACCAGAUCGUUGGCAAGACGAGAUAGACGCUGGUUACGUACAGUCCCAAAGGCAGUUCACCUUGGAUGAGAUUCUCAGAUUCUUUGAUUCUCCAAGCUGGGCGACGAUGUCAUCAGAUAUACUGCAGAUGGUGAUUGGUUAUUUUGAGUUGAAGCUCAUGCACGAAUAUCAAAAUGAUAUUAGAAGGGUCCAAACCAUGCGCGAGCAACUGGACGAAUGUCUGCUAGGGCUUGUUGGGCUCACGCCUGCAGAUCUGGGGAUCAUUGCAGCCGCCAGGGAUGUACUGAUAAGCACUGUUGUUGCGGGCGGCCACAACUGGUUCACCAUAACCCGAGAUCUUCUCACCGACACCGCGCAGGAUCAUGCCGUCACAGGCGGCGGCCUCUUCCUCAAACCCGCUGAAGAAAACGAAUACCGCGACAACUGGGCCAACAGGCCUGCAGAGAUCAAAGCACUACUGCAAAGCCUUGUAACCCUGCAGGCACUCAAUGCCUCCCGUGAGCGGGAUUUUGUCCAGCGACUACGCCCUAUGGCAGCGCAGGAUAGCAGGGACACUCUCGUAGCUGCAACUCUCCUGGGAAUCGUACCCUUCACCAUGCCUGCCCUCCGCACCCUUCUCUCCCGCACGACCAGGGCCACAGCCAGCUCCGAGCUCGCCACCACUGACCCCAUCAUCCUCCACUGGGCACUCAUGGUCCUCCGCUAUAACCGCCCCCACACGCGUGAUCGGUCCAGAACGCUCGCAGAGCGCUUCUUCGACAUCACAUACAGCCCGACCAACUUCUACAUGCCGCUGCUGCGGAGAGUCAUCAAGAGAGCAACACCAAUCACCCGCUACGAGCGCUCACAGCCAGGACGACACUACUUGGUCCUCAGGGCUGACAACCGCGCGCUGCAGCGCUUGCGGGACGAGCGGGCGGGGAGGAUACAACCGCAGCGGCCGCCGAGGGGCGACGUCGUGACGAUGCGUGGGGCGGGGGUGCCACAGGUCAUCGAGGUACUGCAAGAGGAGAGAGGGUGGGGUGUAGAUGGUGGUGAUGCGGAAUUUGAUGGUGAUGGUGAUGAUGGGGACGCAGACGACUGGUGCAACGGUACGGGCGUGGAGCAGCUCUGGGACGCUACUGAUGAUUUACCUAUAUGGGACGCGAACGCGGACGAGGACGAGGAGGUCCCUGAGCCAGAGGAGGAGCCUGCUGAGGAGCUCCCCGCAGAGGACGCGGAUGGAUUCAGAGGCGACUGGAAUACGGAUUUGCCUCCACCAGCGGUAAGGAUUUCGUCCCUCUUUUUCGAGAUUAAUGACGAGGCUGCGCCGGUGGUUCAACAGGCGCAGGGGUUGUCAGACUCGGAGUCGGAUUUGGAGUCGGACUUUGACGGGGAGGAGGAUAUGUCGGUGGAGAAAGCGCAGUUCCUGAGGAUGUUGCAGGAGACGUUGAAUAUUUGGUGUAAUUGA
Morchella importuna is the source of this 3933-nucleotide messenger RNA. RefSeq lists its product as uncharacterized. Bases 1 to 3933 code for a protein of 1310 amino acids. NCBI's taxonomy places the organism in Eukaryota, Fungi, Ascomycota, Pezizomycetes, Pezizales, Morchellaceae. The transcript has 3 exons. The record is from RefSeq and is a predicted model, not a curated record.